CGCUCGCAGCUUCACUUUGAGCACUUCAUUGUACUCGUGCGCUGGAACUCAUGAGUGUCACCGCAGUUCAGUCACACCAAAUCUGAAAAGCAGAUUGAUACUCGCCGAGGGAUUCAUCUUGCAUCAAUCCAUUCACGAUUGGAUUACGCGUUAAAUCCUGCGCCGGGAUUCAGUUUCGUUCUUCUGAAGAUGCCCGCUUGUGGAUCACAGAUUGGGGACUUUCGUGGAAUUAAACGUGCUAAAGGUUGUGUGGAGUCAGCUGAAGUCGUCCUAUGAGGUGAGCAUAUCCCAUUGGUCGUCGGCUCCCGUCAGUGCCAUCAGCAGCAGGACUAAGGGAUGUCACAAGUAGUUCUCCUUCUGACUCUACUCAGUUUCAACUCCUGCAUCCAGGUGUCUUCUGCUGUAUCCCUCAAAACUAUGAUGGAAAGAUGGAUGAUGUACCGAGAUGAAUGUUUUCGAAAUAUGAGCAGAGAAGCACCGAUGACAGGUGUGGUGUGCAACAGGACGUUUGACCGGUAUGCCUGCUGGCCUGAUGCCCUGCCCAACACUACAGUGAGUGUGGCCUGUCCCUGGUAUCUGCCCUGGCACAAGGAGGUCCGGCAUGGGCUUGUGCAUGUGGAGUGUGAUGCAGACGGACAGUACAGCAAGCAGAAGGAUGCCAGUGAAUGUCUGUCACGUGACAACAUACAACACUAUGGCCGGAUCCUCCGUCAGUUUCGCACCAUGUACACAGUUGGAUAUUCUCUAUCUCUCGGAGCGCUGGUGCUGGCGCUAAGCAUCCUGGUGGCCUUCAGAAAGCUGCACUGCAUGAGAAACAACAUCCACAUGAACCUGUUUGCCUCCUUCAUCCUGCGCGCCUCUUCUAUUCUCAUCAAAGACGCCUUGUCGGAAAGACCUGAUACCUUCCCUGUUGGCCAGGACAUCACCACUGAACUGGAGGUGGAGUGGCUGGUUAAAAACGAGACAGCGGUGGGCUGCAGAGUUGCGGUAGUGAUGAUGCAGUACAGCAUAUUGGCGAACAGCUACUGGCUGCUGGUGGAGGGCAUUUACCUGCACAGCCUUCUGGUUGUUACUGUCCUGACCGAGAGAAACUACCUGAGCAUCUACCUGAGCAUCGGCUGGGGUGCCCCUCUGAUAUUUGUCUUGCCCUGGGUGAUCGUGAAGUACUUGUACGAGAAUGAAGAAUGCUGGGAGCAGAAUAAUCACAUGGAGUACUGGUGGAUCAUCCGCUCUCCCAUUCUGCUAGCUGUGUUGAUUAACUUCUUCAUCUUCAUACACAUCAUCAAGAUCCUCGUGUCCAAACUGAGGGCGCAUCAGAUGAGAUAUUCUGACUACAAGUUCCGGCUUGCAAAGUCCACGCUCACCCUGAUUCCGUUACUGGGGAUCCAUUCGGUCCUGUUUUCAUUUGUUACUGACGAGUCUACCUCACAUGGUGCUCUGCCCCUACGCCUCACAAAACUCUUUAUCGACCUCUUCUUCAACUCCUUCCAGGGGCUGCUGGUUGCCAUCUUAUACUGCUUCGUCAACAAGGAAGUUCAGUCUGAGAUUCUGAAGAAAUGGAGACGUUGGAAGCUUGGGAGGGACAUUGAGGAGGAGUAUCGUCACACCUACAGCCAGAGCCUUCAGAUUCAGAAGAGUGGGAGCAUCAUGGUCCAUCCCACCAACCUCCCACGGCUACCUGACAUUGCUACCACUACCUCCCGGCUCGGCAGUCCAGAAGAAAAGCAGAUGUUGGUUUCUAGCAGCCAAAAUGGCAUGGGUAUUGGGCAGGGAUGUCUGCAGUUCACUUCCACACAACAAGAUGGCUCCACCUGCAGUUCUAUAACAGAGGACAUGGUGGUGGUGGACAGGGAAAGGUAUUGUAGGGUUGCACAGGGCAAUGCAGAGAGCAACCUGUGAGCUAAAGGAGACUCCAUACGUCUCACCCGAAGACCAGAUCACUCUCGCUUCCUCUGGCUGAGGGCUCUAGACCCUAGGCCCUAGCUUGAGCGAGAGGUGUGUGUAUGUGUAUGUGUCCUUGGCACUUGUGCGAGUUUCCUCAACAGGCAACUCACAAUGGACACCAGUCCUUCACAUUGCAGGGUGCUCAGCUGACACUGUCCCAGGAUUAAUGGUGAGCAAAAGGUGGACAUGUUAACAAAGAUUUGCACAAAUGUACAUGCUAACAAACUGAAUGAUAGAGUCUUACCUCUAGUCUUAUUUAACUGUGAUUUAGUAGUGAAAACCCAUCUGGAUUGCAGGGUCCAAGUGAAAUCAGCCAAGCAAACUGUUGACCAACCUUUCUGGAGGAACUGAAGAGAUACACCGAACUGAACUUUCCAAAAGAUAACAUAAACAGCGAGUUUGUGUAGAACUCUGCAAAUACUUCCAUCCAGAAAUGACCAACUUAGACAAGAAUUUCCAUGACAAUUUAUGCUAAUUUGGUGCCAGAACACUAACAAAGCUUUGUGUUUUUGGGUUAAGCUGAUUUUGCUGGUUAAGAUAAUGAAGAAACUUUGUGCACCCACAGUUUGGUUUGCAUAUAUUUUUGAAUUAAUUGACGUUUAUGGGUACAUGUAAAGAGUAAGUGCUUGUGUUUAAUUAAAAACGUCCUUCACUUUAAUGGCCAUGGUCAAGGUGUAGAUUUAGACUGAUCAAUUUUGCUUGUGUGCCUUUUAUUAUAGGUCUUAGACCCCAGUAUUAAAACAAAAACACAAAGAUUGACCAUAAAAGUGAAGUACAAAUCUAUCAGUUAAACUCACAGAGGUGAAAGUUGCUUAAAGCAAACUCUAGUGUGUAGUGAAGAAAACAUCCAGCACACAUUAGAAGCAUUUGCCUACUAUUAAUCAUAGUGAAGUUCUCCCUUCAAGAAAACAAGCAUAGUAUGUUUAAGCAUGCAAAACACAGCCAUAUGUGAAAGGCUUCAAAGGAACUAGGUCACUGCCUUAAUGGCGUAGUAUGCCAGAUUUGAUUCCCCUAUGUCAGAGGAGACGACUGUUCACCAGACCUGUAUGUUCAAGAGUCAGUAUUAGUUAGUAACUGCUUCUUCUCUCGAUUGCCUCUCAUCUCCUAAAUGGCAUUGGAAUCCUUUGCCACAAGUCUUUGAAAGAUUUUCAGGAUGUGUAGGAGGAACUCUGAGAGCCAGAGAAGAUUUCGAACAAAUUACAACCAAGAACAUAGAUCAAAAUCUUUCUUCACUCAGAGGACGUCUUCAUGCUAGAUUUACAAUACAAUAUUUCAUAGAAAUACAGUCGUAAGACACUCAAAGGAGAUUCCGAAAAAGGAUGCACUUGAGGCGUGUCAUUUCUGUAGCAUCAUCGCCACUAAAGUGACCACCCAAGUGACCCAUCUGUGCCAUUACAACAUCGAUUCUACCAACGGCUUGAGUUUUUUUGCUGGGACUAUCUGUAUGAGGGGGUAGUGUAUUGUGGGUUUUAAUCAACAAUGAGUCCCUGCUGGUAGAUGCUGCAUUUACACUUAAGGGUACCAUAAAUGGCAGAAUAACUCCAAGAGCCCUGAAUAGAAAAAGAGAUGAAGCUUCUACCAGGGAGGAUGCAAUUGAAGUCAAUGUUCUGUGGGGCCACAGAAAUCAUCACCAUGGAGGCAAAAAGCUUCAUUUUAGGCCAUUCAAAAGUAGCUAUGUAUUCUGGCAAAGUAAACAUUUUAAUUGCAAAAAUUUUGUUGUAUCAUAUUAGAUGUCAAUUGAGUGCAUUUAAGUUGAAUGAGAAAGCUUACAGAUGUUGAAUUGUCCUUGGUCCGAUUAAAUGGUGUGUUAAGGAGAAUUCGAAAUUUGUAAUCUCUGUUUAGUGCCACUAAUGGUGUUAAAAUGGCAUACUUCACCUUAAAUGACAAUGAGCAGCUGAUGCCCCAUAUUGUGGCAUAAUGAUGCAGAUUUUUAUUUUCUUUAGGUCAUCAAAUGCUUGAUGAUCAUGACGAUGAUUAUCGCAGAUAACUAUGUGGGUCAAUUUGCACAAAUUUAAUUUAUAAUUGUUAGAUAUGUAGAUAUCGCCUGUUGAGAUUUGUAAUGACUUUGUUUUGUGGUGUAUGUUAUUUGUGCACAUGAUGUGUAUUUUGUGUUUUGGCUAGUGGACAGUGAUUGAAACGUUGCUUUAGUGUUCAGUCAAUGAUAAAGAGGCAUUUUCUGCAACACUCAAGACCAGUUUUGCCUUUUGAGUGACACAAUUUAUUCAUUUAUUGAUAGUAAUGCAUUGGUGGUAAAUUUGUAUUGACUGCAGGUACAUAAAGUGCAAAAUGUUACAAAAUUCAGUUGUUUUUUUUCUUU
Messenger RNA from Danio rerio (zebrafish), 4261 nucleotides. The record is from RefSeq and is a predicted model, not a curated record. Lineage: Eukaryota; Metazoa; Chordata; Actinopteri; Cypriniformes; Danionidae.